AUGUUUUCAACGAAACACUUUUGACCUGGGAGCAGCUCUUGGAACGGCUGAACAUACGUAUAUGCAAUGCAACACAAGACUUCAUCCAAUCCAUUUUUCUGAGGUACAUGAAAGCUGAACCAGAGGGCCGAGCACGGUAUCGUUCUGUCUUGUCCCAGGCCUGGGGUGAUUGCCACUUUGUAUGUCCAGCUAACAAAAUUGCCUCAGAGAUGGCAAAGACUGGAAGCCCUGUCUAUGCUUACACUUUCACCCAUCGCAGCAAUGGCUCCAUCUGGCCUGAAUGGAUGGGGUCCAACCAUGGAUCUGAGGUCCCAUACCUUUUUGGAACUCUGACCUUAUUACCAGGAACCAAUGUAACUCACACAGAGGAAGAGUUAGAGCUAAUCCCCCGAGUGAUGCGAUACUGGGCGGAGUUUGCCAGAAGCGGCAAUCCCACCCCUUCAGAUGUCGGAGAGACAAAAUGGCCACUCUACAACCCUGCAGAGCAGAACUUCUUUCGCAUCAGCACAGAGCCACCUCAAGUCAUGAAGCCCUCACCCGCCCAGCACUGCUGUUUCUGGAGGGCACCCUUAUCAGAGGCAUUAUGCCCAAGUCACCCUUCUAAUGAUUCUGUUCCGGCCAGUCCAGAAGGCGAUAAGAAGCCAGAAAUGUGA
Messenger RNA from Gekko japonicus, 653 nucleotides. Its product is annotated as acetylcholinesterase-like. The record is from RefSeq and is a predicted model, not a curated record. The annotation marks the transcript as partial. NCBI's taxonomy places the organism in Eukaryota, Metazoa, Chordata, Lepidosauria, Squamata, Gekkonidae. Gene Ontology annotation, cellular component: plasma membrane. Gene Ontology annotation, molecular function: acetylcholinesterase activity. The transcript has 3 exons. Gene Ontology annotation, biological process: acetylcholine catabolic process; choline metabolic process.